This is a messenger RNA of Saccostrea cuccullata (small rock oyster), 5410 nucleotides long. Its product is annotated as coiled-coil domain-containing protein AGAP005037-like. The transcript is spliced from 17 exons. The record is from RefSeq and is a predicted model, not a curated record. Gene Ontology annotation, cellular component: cytoplasm. The coding region runs from base 742 to 4920 and encodes 1392 amino acids. Lineage: Eukaryota; Metazoa; Mollusca; Bivalvia; Ostreida; Ostreidae.
GAUAGUUUGUGUUUCACGCAAUAACAAUUAGAAGGGGGAGAUUGUACACACACCUGAGGGAGAAAUUGAAGACCUACAUUCCAGUGUGUGCUGAGGACUAUAGAUUCCUGAGAGAAAAAGACCGGUUCAUCAAAAUAUCUGACCUUCGCAUCCGUCGCUAGAAAAAUCAAUUUUUGUUCACAAACCAAGAGAGUUAAAGCUAGUAGUGGUCUUGACAAGUUUCAUUGAGGAAUUUACAAUUAUAAGCAUUGCUUGUUUCCAUGACAAUCUGUUUCCCUGCCUCCUUGUGGGGAGUUGAUGAAUGCCUGCUAUAGGACUGUGCUGAUGACAAGUAAUAAAUUUGGCUUCCAUCAAAACAGGGGAAAGGAUGAUACAGGAAUGGAAAAGGAGGUCCAUCAUUAAUCAGGAAAAAAAAUUACGAAAGGCUUUAACACAGUGAUGUAGCCUCAGGAUCUGUAACAUGUUAAAUUCUUUGAGGCCACGGAAUCGCGGGAGAAGGAAUUAGGCAACUGAUGAGGAAUUUCUCUCGUUAGUCGAUAUUGUGACAGGGACUAAAGCGUUGAUGAAUUUAGAAGGAUUUUGACGGUAAUGGAAUGCCAUGUCGUCGAGUUUUUGGUGCUUGCAUGUGCAAAUUGUGAACUGUUUUUUGUCAUGAUAGUUUCUAUUACUGGUUGAGGGAUGAUAUAAAUGACAUUAAUCAAUGAAGGAUUUCCAUUUUGAGCUGUUUCUAUUACAUGGCCGAUGUUUAAGACUAUGAAGGAUUCCGUUCUGAGCUGCCUGUUUGGGGGAUUCUCGGGUCAUUCUCAAUGUGGACAGGAAGCCACUGUCCCUCGGGAUCGCAGCCCUCACCAACGGCAACCCACAGCAGCCACGGACUGGAAUGUAGGUCAGGGGAACACCAGGAAGGGGCCAACGAAAAAACCAAGCAGGGGGUCAAGUCCUAGGCAGCCAGACACUAUACCACUGAUGGUCUCAACCAGUCAACCUCAAAAACAGAGACCGCAGUACUUACUGGACCUUAAGAGUGACACUCCUUAUUUAGAAUCCGACCUUGUGAUAUCUAGGUCAAGGACACCUGCCUCAGAGAUUAGCCAUCAACUUCAGCCUCAGGUGCUGAGAGCAGAAGCAGAUGUCCAUCAAAGUUACCAUGACAACCAUCACUAUGACGACCUCCCUGUCAGGGGAAUUCUGAAGAAGAAGAACCACUCUUACAUGAUUUCACCAAGUUCUGUGUCCAGGACCACUUAUGAAAAUGCUAGAUCCCCAGAGAGUCCUGUGUACUUGUCCCUUCAAUCAAGGUCAGGGGUCACAGGUCAUGACCUCCCGGCAGCAGACAGGUCCAGUAGACCUGGGGAGUUGUCUCAAGAGUCGAUUGACUUCUGGAACUUCCUGUUGAGGGAAUUCAGGAAGGAGGAAAGUGCUAAGAAGAGGGAAGCCUUUCUGACCAUGCUGUCCAAGCGAUACCCCCAGUAUGCUGAGAGGAUCCACCGCCCCUCUAGUGAAAGUGGCUACCCCGUCCAGAAUCGCCGCCCCAGAGACCAACAUCGGCGAGCGACCACGGUGGUGACCUAUAACCCCGGUUGUGAGCAGGACUAUGACAAUCGGUCUGACACGAUGUCCAGCUCUGAGGGACCCACACUGAGGAGAGGGGGGUGGAUGAGGAACAGCAUGCCAGUGAUGAAGUCCCCACCUAAUAUGUACGACAAAAUGACAGGUGUCGUAUUUUUGGUGGUUGGGGACCAGACAAAGAAGGCGGAGCUUCCCAAUGAGAUCACACACCUGGACACCGUGAGGGCGCUGUUUGUCCGAUCCUUCCCUAAAAAACUGACCAUGGAGUUCCUGGCCUCCCCCAAACAGAAGAUCUACAUCCUGGACACAAUGACAAAUAUAUACUACCAACUGGAGGAUCUACAGGACAUCAAGAAUCGUACUGUGUUACGACUGUACAGCUCUGACAGUGAGGACCCCCAGAAAGUCCGAGAACCACCCCCAGAGGUACGGGGAAAACAAAUGCAGGUCUCCAGGGAACCCACACCUCCCAGAAUUCCAGAACAAGGUAGAAGAUCACAGACUCUCCCUACAGGAAUGACCCACUCCUACCCCCCUUAUACAGAAAACCAAGUGCCACAUGGGACAAAGUCAACAGACAGGUCAAGGUCACUGCCUAGAGGUCAAGGGCCGGACUAUGGAUACAUUACAUAUCAUUCCACAGACAGAAUGCAGAAUUCAGUUGACAGUCAUCAUUACCCCUCCACAUCUCCCGAUCGUCCAAAUCUUCGCCCCAUUCCAGAACAUCGUCACUACCUGAACGGACAUUCCCAGGGUCACGAGGUCAGGAGGUCCCCACCCACGAACAGGAGCCGGUCAGCUGAUCCUUACUACAGGGACCUGUCCCCCCCAGCUCAUGCUAUCACUGCCCCCGGGGCACCCCCACAGACGUACAUAGCUACAGGAGUCAGGGCUAACACCAUGGUUUCCCCCCUCAGAGCGACGGGCCCCUCUGGUCAGGAUUCAAGAAACAUGAAUCGUCACACUUUGGCUUUCACACCAAUGGGAGAGCCCACGAAUGGAACCAUGAGAUCUCAGAGUUAUCGCGUACCCUCAGAAUCCAGCCAGCAUAUCCCCCCGCGGCCAAGGAGUGUCACCCCACAACCCUACCCCCCGGAGGAGGCCACACAAUUUCGUAUGGACAAGAUGGAGGAACAGAUAGCUAGCCUGGCAGCCUGGGUUCAGACCGCUGUGUCCAGUACAAGUCGUACGACCAGUGUCCAUAGCAGUAAUACCACCACUCCAUCAGAACCACCUAGCUCAGCUACUAGUAUUGAGGAAGCCAAUGUUUUACCAGCCAGUAGAGGCCUUUCUGAUAUUUCGGGAGUCACUCAGAAGGCGAUGACAAAGAACCUUAAGGAUGGGAUUCUGACGAUAAAGAAACAGGCGUCGCAUCUUAAGGGGGAUCUACGACAGAUCAGGCGCCUUCAUCAGCUCAACAAAGAGAGCCUGCAGGAGUCCAUACAUGAUACCAUGAAAAAAAUAGCAACAGCCUUGCGGAGCGUACCUGGUGCAGAACAUCAGUUGCUACGACAACACCGAGUGGAAGCAGACACGGCAACUCAGAAAUACCUGGAGAAGAAAUGUCAGGCCAGUAAAGAACUCAGUGAUCUGGAGGGAGCUGUAGAGGAGCUGAGAGAGGAUGUGAUUUCACGUCAAUGUCACGUCAACAUGUCUGACGUAGAGGGAAUGGCCCUAAUGCUGAGUACAGUCACCAAGACAUUCGGGGAACUCAAAGCUUCUUUCCCAGAAAUGCAGAAGGAUCUGAAGAGAGUGAUGGCCGGAGAAAUGGAGAUUGUUGUCACUGAAGAAAAAUUUUUGAAGGAGGAGCCUGAAACGAUAGAAGAAGCGUUAAAGCGAUGUAAACGUUUGACUGGUACCCUGUUUACUCUCAAAAGGUUAGCAUCUGUUCAGGAACACAGAGCCCCCCAGGUUCCCACGAAGCGUGUCGGAGGGAAGAUUCCUUCAGAAGAGGACAAGAAAGCUCUGUUGGAGAACAUCAGGGCCAUGGUCCCAGACCAUCAAACCAGGCUCUUAAAACUAAAAGCAGCUGAUGCAUCCAGGCAACGAAAGAAAAACAUCAUCACACAACAAGAGGCCCUCAAAUUUGGAAAGUCUUUAGAAAUAGCCACACGUCUACUUCGACCCAGCACUAAGGAGUCGGUGUCGUCUGCUGAAGAUGGAGGCACCAAGUCGUCUGUUUCUGUUCCUGUCAGUCAGUCUUCCUCCACAGCUACCUCAGUCAGUGUCAAACCUCUCACAGUGUCGUCAUCAAUUCCUUCCUCGACCGCAACCGGUAAAUCCAACUCCCCAUCAGAACCAACUGCUGUCACUUCAGGUAGGGCGCCAUCUUCUCGAGAAGUUUCGGAAAAACACAGAGAGGAGAUUGUAAAUCAAGAAGAUGACCCCUGCCUACAAGCAGCACUUCUGGCUAAGAAAAAUGACAUUGCUAGGGCAGCAUUUUUCAGUUCAAUGACUACUCCCCCUACCUCGCCUUCGCCAUCAGACGAAUUGGGAUCUUUCUCACCCCCUAGACCAUUAAUGGAUUACACAGUUCAUAUAUCACAAGUGAAAGAUUCUAGUACGGGUGAGACUCAGUACACAGUUACAGAUGGACGAUUUUCACAGGCUUCUCAUUCAACCGCGACCGCUCAACUGGUGACGUCCACUACUACUGCCACAAACACAGGAAGUAACGCCAUUUCACUGGCAACCCGACUAAGUCCAACAAACAUUCCAAGAAUCUCUUCAGUAGUAAAGUCAACAGAGACAGUAGAAUCAUCCAAAAUCACUAGAAAAAUAAGGACCUCUACACCUAUCGCUAGUAAAGAUAGUGAAAAAACAGUUUCGAAAAUUCCAAGCCUUAGGAAGGAUGGACAGAGUGAGAGUAGUAGCGGACCAGAUGUACGGCCUAAAAAAAUACCUCCUCCUCCACCCCCCAGGAAAAGUAGUCGUUUACCAAGUCCUGGGAUCAAAAUGGACACUGAAGUUUCUCAAAAUGGAAGUGUGUCUAUAGUUUCCUCCAAGCCAAAAAUUCCCCCAAAAGACAUAACAAUUCUGGGAGGGCACCAAAUGCAGGUGAAAGAUUCCGGAAUAGGUACCUCCACUCCAAAGUCUAGCGUUCUCCCAAAACCUUCAAGUAAAUUUGAGAAAGGGAUUAUUGAAGCUAUAGCUGUCCAGAAUAAAGAAAAUUUUAAGGACAGUGGAACAAAAAUGGAGUCGCAUGAACAAACAUUGUCAGAACAAGAAGCACAAGGGGCCAGGGCUAAAAUGCCCCCUCCUGGCAAAAAACCCAAACCUCCCCCUCCCCAGAGGAAAUCUAGUCUCUCCCAUCCCGAAGAAAAGUCACAGAAAACAAAAGAGGAUUCAUAGAAAUAGUAAACAGAAGAAAUAUAGUCUCUCCCAUCCCAAAGGAAAGUCACAGACUCAAAAACUAAAGAGGAUUCACAGAAAAAACAGAAAAUUCAAACGUAACUCAUGGUGCUGAAAACAAUUAACCUCAUUCUACAAAACUAGGUCUCUAUGAUCUACGACAAUGUUUGACGUAGUCAAAAUAACAUGUUUAUACAAAUUUGUUAAUUGAUAGCUUUAUUCUAAGACUGAAUGUUGUUCACAUGGACUCUUAUUAUGUGUUUAUACAUGUUUACAUCGACAUAAUUUUUUCCCACAUCUACCUCUGAACAGACAAUUGACCAUUUCUAGUCAGUUUCAUGCAAAAUGGAUAAAAUGGUGUCCAAACUUAAAAUGGUUGUGUUUUUUGCAUGCUUACUAAUGAAUUAAUGAUGUCAUGAGACAUUGAAACUUAGAUGAGCUUGAACUUUUUUUUUCAUACAAUGAAAAAAUAAAAGAAAUUGAAAUUUUC